AUGCUUACUAAAGUACUUUCUUUGAGCGCUGUGUUGGCGGUAGCCGCGGCUGGUCUCUUGGCUGAGCCUCACUACUCCUCAGCUGCUGCGGUGUCUUCACAAAGCAUUGUUCGCCACGAUGAGUCUCAUGCUGCUGGUGCCUCCCCAGUAGCCUACCAGGCUGCUCCCAUUGCUUACCACACGGCACCAGCUGCCUACCACGCUGCACCAGUCGCCUACCACGCCGCCCCCGUCGCUCGUCAUGAUCAACAUAAUGCCGCUGUUGCAGUCGCUCCUGUUACCCACUACAGUUCUGCACCUGUAGCCCACUAUGCUGCUGCACCUGUAACCCACUAUUCUGCUGCCCCCGUAGCUCACUACGCUGCUGCCCCCGUAGCUCACUACGCUGCUGCCCCCGUAGCUCACUACGCUGCUCCAUUACACAAGAUUGUGUCCGCUCACGAAGAGGAAUACGCUCAUCCCAAAUACGACUUCUCGUACUCCGUAGCUGACGGUCACACUGGCGACAACAAGUCUCAACAUGAAAGCCGUGACGGAGAUGCCGUACAUGGCGAGUACUCUCUGCUCGAAGCGGACGGCUCAGUACGCACAGUCCACUAUACCGCAGACGCACACAACGGCUUCAACGCAGUGGUCAGCAACUCGGCACCCAACAAACAUGCCACCCCUGUUGCAGCUCAUGUUCUUGCACAUCAUUAAUAUAAAUUGAUUUAUUAAAUAAUAACUGAAUUAAUUAUUUAUG
This is a messenger RNA of Melitaea cinxia (Glanville fritillary), 742 nucleotides long. Its product is annotated as cuticle protein 8-like. NCBI's taxonomy places the organism in Eukaryota, Metazoa, Arthropoda, Insecta, Lepidoptera, Nymphalidae. The record is from RefSeq and is a predicted model, not a curated record. The transcript is spliced from 3 exons. The coding region runs from base 1 to 699 and encodes 232 amino acids. Gene Ontology annotation, cellular component: extracellular matrix.